This is a messenger RNA of Caretta caretta (loggerhead turtle), 895 nucleotides long. The record is from RefSeq and is a predicted model, not a curated record. NCBI's taxonomy places the organism in Eukaryota, Metazoa, Chordata, Testudines, Cheloniidae.
AUGGAUGGUCAGGGAGCCCAUUUAGCCUUUAAGUCACGCUGGCGCAAGACGGACGAGGAGCUCUGUCGGCACAGCAUGUCUUUUAUCCUGCACAAGGCCAUACGAAGUGAUUUCUUUCAGAGUUACCUCUACCUGCUGGAGCGGCUUCCCCUCGUGAAACUUUAUGCUUUAACGAGUGAAGUGAUCAACGGCGAGAUGCAGUUCUAUGCCAGAGCCAAACAUUUCUACCGGGAGGUGCCAGCGACAGAAGAGGGCAUGAUGGGAGACUACAUCGAGCUGUCCAGUACAGACAUUGAAUCCUCCAGGGAAUUUCUUAGAAAGUUUAUUGGGGGUCCUGGAAAAGCUGGCACGGAGCAUGCCCUCGACUGCGGUUCUGGGAUUGGACGGGUCACUAAGCAUGUCCUCUUGCCAGUUUUCAAGAGCGUGGAACUGGUGGAUAUGAUGGAGAAUUUCCUGGCUGAGGCCCAGAACUAUUUACAGGGUAAGAAGGACAGAGUAAAGAUGUACUAUUGCUACAGCCUCCAGGAAUUCACUCCAGCCCCCCAAAAAUAUGAUGUCAUCUGGAUACAGUGGGUUUCAGGAUACCUGACCGAUAAAGAUCUCUUGGAGUUUCUUAUCCGGUGUCAAAAUGGCUUGAAGGAUAACGGCGUUGUCAUUCUCAAGGACAACGUGGCCCGGGAAGGCUGUAUCCUGGACCCAUUGGACAGCAGUGUGAUCCGAGACCUGAGCAUCCUCCGGAGCCUUGUUGAGAAAAGCGGACUCACCAUCCUGCAGCAGGAGAGGCAGGAGGGCUUCCCUGAGCAGUGUGUCCCCGUCUGGAUGUUGGCCAUGCAGAAGAACCCUGGCGUACCCUGAAGGGGGGAUGUGUAGAUGUGAAGCCCCUGAAACAUGACUG